CUGGAAGCAGCACAGACCCCGGGCACAGAGGGAGUCAAGACACAGCCCAGGGGCCACAGCCCAGACAAGAGGGCAGGACUCCGAUCUGGAGAGGGAGAGGCAGGAUCAGAGAGGCCACAAGCCUCAGAGAGGAGACAAGCCAGCUGAGCAAGACACCCUGGGAGAACCAGACAGCAGAGAGAGAGAGAGAGACAGAGAGAGAGAGAGAACCUGAGGGAAGAAAUCCAAAGAAAGUGACUGGCUAUUGUGGAGACAGAGUGGGAGGUACUGGGGCAGAAACCAAACGGAGUCCCGACGAGGGACGGAGAGGAGGGCCACUCCAGGGAAGCCCGGCUCCAGCUCUUCUGGCCCUGACUACUGCAGCCCACCCUAGAGGUCAUGAAGGGGGACAAGAGUGAGGAGCAGGAGCGGGGUCCCGAGCCUCAGGCCCCCAGCGGGCGCACGGAGGAGGAGGAGGAGGCCCUGAUCGAGUUUCACCGCUCCUACCGAGAGCUCUUCCAGUUCUUCUGCAACAACACCACCAUCCACGGGGCCAUCCGGCUGGUGUGCUCCCAGCACAACCGCAUGAAGACGGCCUUCUGGGCCGUGCUCUGGCUCUGCGCCUUCGGCAUGAUGUACUGGCAGUUUGGCCUGCUGUUUGGGGAGUACCUCAGCUAUCCUGUCAACCUCAACAUUAACCUCAACUCGGACAAGCUUGUCUUCCCGGCCGUCACUGUCUGCACCCUCAACCCUUACAGGUACACCGAGAUUAAAGAGGAUCUGAAGGCGCUGGAUCGCAUCACGGAGCAGACGCUCUUCGACCUGUAUAAAUACAACUGCUCCCACUCUCUCGGGGCCCAUCCUCCUCGCGGCCGCCGCAGCCUCCCCCGGGCCCUGCCGUACCCGCUGCUGCGCCUGCCGGGGCCGCCCCCGUCCCCCCGGGCCCGCAGCGCCUCCUCCAGCGUGUGGGACAACAACCCCCAGGUGAACAGGAAGGACUGGAAGAUCGGCUUCCAACUGUGCAACCAGAACAAAUCCGACUGCUUCUACCAGACCUACUCAUCUGGCGUGGAUGCGGUGAGGGAAUGGUACCGUUUCCACUACAUCAACAUUCUGUCCCGAGUGCCCGAGGACUCGCCCUCCCUGAAGGAAGACACACUGGGCAGCUUCAUCUUCGCCUGCCGCUUCAACCAGAACUCCUGCAGCCAGGCGAAUUAUUCUCAGUCCUACCACUUGAUGUAUGGGAACUGCUACACUUUCAAUCACAAGAACAACUCUAACCUCUGGAUGUCUUCCCUGCCUGGGAUCAACAACGGCCUGUCCCUGGUGCUGCGCACGGAGCAGAACGACUUCAUCCCAUUGCUGUCCACGGUGACGGGGGCCAGGGUCAUGGUGCACGGGCAGGAUGAGCCUGCCUUCAUGGAUGAUGGUGGCUUUAACUUACGGCCUGGCGUGGAGACCUCCAUCAGCAUGAAGAAGGAAGCCCUGGACAGACUUGGGGGCAACUAUGGUGACUGCACUGAGGAUGGCAGCGACGUCCCCGUCAAGAACAUUUACUCUUCGAACUACACACAGCAGGUGUGUAUUCACUCCUGCUUCCAGGAGAACAUGAUCAGGGAGUGUGGCUGUGCCUACAUCUUCUACCCAAAGCCCCCUGCGGUGGAGUACUGCGAUUACUGGAAGCACAGCUCCUGGGGCUACUGCUACUAUAAGCUCCAGGUUGCCUUCUCCGAGGACAGCCUGGGCUGUUUCACCAAGUGUCGGCAGCCAUGCAGUGUGACCAGCUACCAGCUCUCUGCGGGUUACUCCCGGUGGCCCUCGGUGACAUCCCAGGACUGGGUCUACCGGAUGCUGUCUCGACAGAACAAUUACACCAUCAACAACAAAAGAAAUGGAGUUGCCAAACUCAAUAUCUUCUUCAAGGAGCUGAACUACAAAACUAACUCUGAGUCUCCUGCUGUCACGAUGGUCACCCUCCUGUCCAACCUGGGCAGCCAGUGGAGCCUGUGGUUCGGCUCCUCCGUGCUGUCUGUGGUGGAGAUGGCGGAGUUCAUCUUCGACCUCCUGGUCAUCACAUUCCUCAUGCUGCUCCGGAGGUUCCGAAGCCGAUACUGGUCUCCUGGCCGAGGCGGCAGGGGUGCCCGGGAGGUGGCGUCCACUCCAGCGUCCUCCUCGCUCCCCUCGCGCUUUUGCCCCCAUCCCACAUCCCCGUCCCCACCUCAGCCUGGACCCACCACCUCCCCAGCCUUGACAGCCCCCCCACCUGCCUAUGCCACUUUGGGUCCCCGCCCAUCUCCACCAGGCUCCGCAGAGGCCAGCUCUUAUGGCUGUACAGUGGCAGGGGAGCCCUGAGGGGGGCAAGCAGAGUGCCCCCCACCCAGGCAGGCGUGUCUUUUAGUGGGAGGGGGCAAGCCUUGGCGGGCUGCAAAGAUGACUAGGCUUUUCUCUUCACAGCUGCUUGGCUGCCUUUGGUGAGGCGGAGGGAGGGAAGCAGGUUGGGGAAGGGGCUCAAGAAGCUUCCCUAGAGAUGGUUCAAUGCCACAGCCCAGAAUCACUGCUGUUCCUGCCCUGUUCCCCCUGCCCUUGCCUCUAGAGCACUUUGAUUCCCCACCUAACCGGAGACCCGAACUCGGGCCAGCCUCGAGGCACUGUCCUAGGUAACGAGGCACUGUCCUAGGUAACGGCUGGGGACCAGAACAAAACACAAACAAGGGCACACAAAGGCGGGUAUGGGUUUCCUCCCCAGACAGGACACAGGAUGGAAGCCAGCCCUGGAUUGGCGGGGUCCCACUGCUCCUCUUCUUGACCUUGGGUGGGGAACCCCACCUGAAAGCCCCCUUUAUUUGUUCUUGGGCAAUUCCCCUUCCCUGAUUUCCCCAGGGCAGGGACUGAGGCUGACCAACGCCAUGAAUGGCUUGGCCAUUCCCUGUCAGCCUGAGGACAUCUCCAGCCUGAUCUACCCUCUCUCUGCCUGUGCAGAGGCGGCCUUGUGCUUGUGCCUCUGCCCUGGGCCCUUCAUGCUGCAGCCGAUUCGAUCAAGCGCUAGCUGCAGCCUGAGGUCUCCUCUGCCUUCUGACCUCGGACUCCUGUGCAUCCCUCAGAACCCUUCUCAGAUGCCAGCACUUUGGGGAAGCCUUCUGCCCCAUCAUUCCCGCUCUCCUCCACUCCCAGAAUGCACUAUGCCACCUAUUGGAACGCAGAUGCUGUAGUGCGGUCUUGUAUAAGCUGACCGGGAGGGAGUGCCCUGUGAUUGGGGAUGGGGUUUUGCUCCUUUACAUAGGCUCAGGGCCUAGCCCUAGGGCCCGCUCGGUGCAAACAGGUAGAUAGAUGCUCAAUAAAAUGUUUGUGGCAUAAAGAAA
This is a messenger RNA of Echinops telfairi (small Madagascar hedgehog), 3338 nucleotides long. It is a transcript of the gene SCNN1A, whose product is annotated as sodium channel epithelial 1 subunit alpha. Gene Ontology annotation, biological process: sodium ion transmembrane transport. Bases 379 to 2331 code for a protein of 650 amino acids. Gene Ontology annotation, molecular function: ligand-gated sodium channel activity. The record is from RefSeq and is a predicted model, not a curated record. Gene Ontology annotation, cellular component: membrane. NCBI's taxonomy places the organism in Eukaryota, Metazoa, Chordata, Mammalia, Afrosoricida, Tenrecidae. The transcript has 13 exons.